Molecule: messenger RNA, 4434 nt
Organism: Perca flavescens (yellow perch)
Lineage: Eukaryota; Metazoa; Chordata; Actinopteri; Perciformes; Percidae
Gene: stim2a
Product: tromal interaction molecule 2a
Exons: 12
Coding region: 642-3809 (1055 amino acids)
Biological process (GO): intracellular calcium ion homeostasis; activation of store-operated calcium channel activity; store-operated calcium entry
Cellular component (GO): plasma membrane; endoplasmic reticulum
Molecular function (GO): calcium ion binding; protein binding; calcium channel regulator activity
Source: RefSeq, a predicted model, not a curated record
GUCUCUUUUGAGAAAGGGGUGACAGAGGAGAGAACAGAGGACUGGACAAGUACAAAGACCAAAACAGACCCCGACUGGACACGAGGAAUAUAGAAGCAGUGUGCAUCCUGAGCUGGACUAUACGCUUAUUUUGCUACAUAAAGAAAAAGAAAGAAAAAGAAAAGGUUGUUUUCAUGCGCCCUUAAAAUCAGUUCCUGAGAUCUGGUUUGACACUGGAUUUUAUUAAUGAUGGAUGAGCCUCAAGACAUUUUUAUUCUAACUUUUGAUUAGGCUGGAUUCAAAAUAGCAUCUGUCAUUUUGCUGGAAUGCCAUCGCCCACUUUUGGAGUCUUUUUACGCACAGCCCAUAUUGUGUUUGGAUGAUUGCAAAUCAUUGCUGCAAAGUUUUUGACGUGUUUUUGGAACUUUUUGUGCGCUAUCAUUCAUUUCGAGUUGCACUAUGAUCCAGCUUGCCUGAUUUCCUAAGUGAAUCCCUAGUAGCCUAUCACAUCUCGCUUGUGACUGGACCUGUAAUAGCAACACAGAUCGCUUUUCGCAGACUGACACGGGUGCCUGCUAAACGGGAGUUGGCACCGUGUAUGUUCUUUCUCAAUCUUUUUGAAAAGUUGUAUAACUCUGGACAACAACAUUAUACCCUCUGAAAUGCUGCCUGUGUCCCUUCUCUUGCUCCUCGUUUUCCACGCUGCGCUCUUUGUGGCCGCGCACGCCGCCGGGGAUCUCCAGGGUUUCACCAUCCCCGGUGGGAGCGCAAGUUUCGACCCAACAGACCCCUGCAUGGUGGUGUAUCCACCAUGUAUGAGCGAGGCAGAUCGCUACAGUCUGGAGGCCCUGCGGAGCAUCCAUCAGAUGAUGGACGAUGACCAAGACGGAGGGAUUGAGGUGGAGGAGAGUGUGGAGUUCAUCAUUGAGGACAUGAAACAGCAGCAAACCAACAAACACAGUCACCUGCAUAGAGAAGACCAACAUAUCACAAUUGAGGAGCUCUGGAGGGGCUGGAAGUCGUCUGAAGUACAUAAUUGGACUCAAGAUAAUGUGCUUCGCUGGCUGAAGGAUUUUGUUGAGUUGCCCCAGUAUGAGAGGAACUUUAAGGACUUUAAGGUCAAUGGAAACACACUCCCCAGGAUUGCAGCCAAUGAGCCUUCAUUCCUGAGUGGCCAUCUGAGGGUUCAGGACCAGAGAGACAAACAGAAGCUCAACAUCAAAGCUCUGGAUGUUGUUCUGUUUGGACCACCUACACGUCCCCCUCAUAACUAUAUGAAGGACCUGCUGCUCAUUGUAUCAGUGGUGAUGGGAGUUGGAGGCUGCUGGUUUGCCCAGGCCCAGAACAAAGUCAGUAAAGUCCACAUAUCCAGGAUGAUGAAAGAUUUGGAAAGUCUGCAGAGGGCUGAACAGAGCCUCAUAGAUCUGCAGGAACAACUGGAGCGAGCACAGGAAGAAAAACGUAAUGUCGCAGAGGAGAAACAGAACCUGGAGGAGAAGAUGAGGGAUGAGAUCAUAGGGGCGCAGGAGGAGGCUUACCGCCUUCACGAGCUGAGGCAGGGAGCUGUCAGUGAGCUCAGCCGCCUCCGAUAUGCAGAGGAAGAGCUGGUGCAGGUCCGUGGAGCACUGAAGCAGGCGGAGAAGGACAUGCAGGCUAGCUGGAAUGCCUCAGAGGCCCUCCAGCUGUGGUUACAGCUGACACAUGAGGUAGAGGUCCAGUUCUACAAUGUCAAGAGGCACAGAGCAGAACUACAGCUUGGCAUCGCCAAGGAAGAGGCAGAGAAGAUUAAGAAGAAGAGGAGUUCUCUGUUCGGGACUCUCCAUGUUGCACACAGCUCCUCUCUGGACCAAGUUGAUCACAAGAUCCUGGAGGCAAAGAAUUCCUUGUCUGAAGUAACUGCCUGCCUACGGGAACGCCUCCAUCGCUGGCAGCAGAUUGAGCGCCUCUGUUGCUUUCCCGUCAUUAGGAAUCCUGGCCUAGCUAACCUCACUGCUCAGCUCUACUCAGAGCCAAUAGCCCUGGGGUUUCCCAGAGUUCCCCAGCCAUCUUGGUCAUGCCAAAGCUCCGUUCAUGGAUCUAUAGAGGAUCUGUUAGAAGAAUCUGCUUCUCCAAUCUUACCACAAAUGACAGUUCCACCACUAAAGCGCUCUCCACGAACACGGGGAUCAACCAUAUGUCGAUCACGUCGUCCUGGCCCGAUCAGUCAGCCACCGGCCGCCAUGAUCUCCCCGGACCCUGACCUUCUUAUCCCCAUCAGAGACCCAUACACAUGCGAGGAAGAGGGGCUCCUCCUGAAAACUCUAAAGAAACAAGACUCCCAAGAGAUGUUCUCAGACACAGAAUAUAUGACUUCACCUCCUCUCAGCAAAAUGUUCCCUAGUCCUACUGUUGAAACUUCAUCUCAAAAGCUCUAUUAUGAUGAAACUGAGCCAUUUUCAGAGACCUCCAUUACACAGAAUUUGAGUAAAGAAGAAGAAGCUGUUGUUGAAUCUCCAGUUCGCAAAAUGUCUGUAGAAGAGCUUGAAGCUUGUGUAGAUAUUUCCUUGGGAAAGAUGGCAAAAGACAAAGUGUUGGAUGCUUCUUUGGAAACCCCCUCUUUGAAGAUGUCCAAAGAAGAGUCUUUGAUUGAGGCUACAUCAAGGAAGAUAUCCAGAGACAGGAGUGAAGUUCACAUGGACUUUGCUGUUAGAAAGGUGCUUUCCAAUGAGUUUGAUGCAGAUUUUCCAGCCAGGAAAGUAGAGAGAGAUACAAUAGGGGAUUUGAUGGAAACCACUUCAAGGAAUGUUUACAGAGAAAUAAGUGAUUUACCUCUGGAUGUGAGAAAGAUUCUUUGGAAAGAAUUAGAAGCAACAACAGAUUUGGCACCAAGGAAGCUAUCCAGUGACAUGAUGGGGACUUCAAUGGACAGUGCCUCAAGAAUGAUGAUACGAGAUGAUGUUGAGUGUCCGUUUGACUCAGUAUCCAGAAGGAUUACAAGAGAUUCAAUGGGAUCGUCCCUAGACACAGGUACUAGAAAGAUUCAAUGGAAUAAAGGAGACUUCCAGCUUGAUUUCUCUGUAAGGGCAUUAGCAAUGGACAAAAUGGUUGAGGCUACUAGAACACCACCAAGAAAGAUAUCUAGAGAUGAGCUGGAGUAUUGUAAAGAUAGUGCUUCUAUAAAAAUGCUACCCAAAGAGAGAUUUGAAGCACUUACGGAUACCUCGUCCUCUCCAGAGAAGCAAGAGUUCAAUAUAGAACCAUCAACAAGUAGAAAGAUACUGAGAGACGAACUUGACAUGUCUGCUGGUUCUCUCAAAAGGAGAAUACUCAGAAUGCCAAGAGAUGACACUGACACUUCCAUAGACACUCCCACAGGAAAGAUCUCCUGGGAGAGAAGUGAUGUUCCAAUGGAAAUACCUAAACAAUCAAUACUGAGGGAGGAGUUGGGAGCAUCCAAAUCAAGUUCAUCUCCAGGUCGAGUUGGACAGCCAGACCUUAUGAUAACCUCCCAGGUACCAUGGGAGUCGCCAUCAGACCUUUUCACUGGCCCAUUGAGCAAGCUUGUGUAUGAUGGAAUCCUUGAGAAGUCCUGCCACUCCGUGGCUACGACCUCAACCAGCCUCUCUGCCUCAACACCCAACCUGCCCGAGAGCAGGCUGCAAGCAGAGGUGGAGCCACCAUUGCCACCACCAAAGAUUGCUUUCCCAUCUCCUGCAUCGGCCACUGAGACUGGACACGAAAAAAACAAGCAUAAGGAAAAGAGCAGGAAAUCCUUAAAGCUCAAAAAUCCUUUUAAAAAGAAGACCGAAUCAACUCCAGAGAAGCCUCAAAGUGGUCUUCAAAAACUCUGAUGAUCAGCUUAGAAUGUUUUCCUCUUUUUCUUUUUAUCAUUAUCAACAUUGAACCAGAAAAUGAGAGUUUUAGAACUUCAUUGACAAUAUCUUGUAUGGAAAGCUGAAGUAGAUUUAUUUUCUCGAAUAAAGUCUUAUGUAGACAUAUGGAUGGUACCAUAUUAUUUUAGAUGCAGAUUUUUUGAGGUUUUGCCUAUGGUUGAAGGAUUGAAUGAUGUUUAACUGAUGCCUUCUUUUCUGUAUAACAGAGGCAAGGCUUGAAUUUAGUUUAAACCUCAACUGAAGACAUGUUUUGUAGUAGAACAUUAAUGCAUUAUAUUCUAAGAGAAAUGUUCUUUAAUUUAGUCAUGUCCCAAUCACAGUUUCACACUGUAUUUGUGUUCUUCCCAUUGGGUCGAGGUGGGUGGGGCUCAGUUGCAAAAAAGACGUGAUUUAACAUCUGUUUUUGCACCAUUCAGGAUUUAGCAACAUUUGAAUCAAAAUCUGAUAACAGUUGUGGGUUUGUUUGAUUAUCCAAUUAUCAAACCACACCAACACAGUCCAGAUUAGGAGAUUAGCAGAGUUUUUUUUAAGGUUUAGACUAUAAAUAAAUAAUAUAUAUGGUAGUUUUUCUCUUAACUUUACA